This is a messenger RNA of Linepithema humile (Argentine ant), 1079 nucleotides long. The record is from RefSeq and is a predicted model, not a curated record. Lineage: Eukaryota; Metazoa; Arthropoda; Insecta; Hymenoptera; Formicidae.
CUGCCGGCGUGUACAGCACUGCUCGGAGUUUGUCACAGGAGUUGCAUUCUUUGUGACAGUUGUCGCCGAAUCUUAAGCUGCGUAGUCGAUCAACGGCGGUGUGACAUAAAAAUGGUUCUGAAAACACCGAAAGCCAAGUUCUACAAUGGCAAUGAAGUACCAAUUUUUGGUCUGGGCACGUGGAAGUCUAAAGCAGGAGAAGUUACCCAAGCUGUGAAAGAUGCUAUCGAUAUUGGCUACAGACAUAUUGACGGUGCUCACGUUUAUGGCAACGAGAAGGAAGUUGGUGCUGCUGUCCAGGCGAAAAUCGCGGAGGGUGUCGUUAAGAGAGAGGAUCUGUUUAUAACCAGCAAGUUAUGGAAUACUUUCCACAGGCCUGAUCUGGUUGAACCGGCCCUCAAACAAACGUUGGCUGAUCUUGGUCUUGAUUACAUAGAUCUCUAUUUAAUUCACUGGCCAGUUGGGUAUAAAGAGGGUGGACCUCUUUUCCCUACAAAUCCUGAUGGUACCGUCGCUUUGAGUGACGUAGAUUUUGUCGAUACUUGGAAGAUUAUGGAAGAUAUGCUUUCUAAAGGUCUGACAAAAAACAUUGGAGUCAGUAAUUUUAAUUCCGAACAAAUUACUAGACUACUUGAGAGUGCAAAAGUCAAACCAGUUACAAAUCAGGUCGAAUGCCAUCCGUACUUAACGCAGAAGAAAUUGUCAGACUUUUGUAAAGGAAAAGGCAUUCUUAUCACGGCAUAUAGUCCACUCGGAUCGCCAGAUAGGCCAUGGGCCAAGCCAGAUGAUCCAAAGCUGCUGGAAGACAAAAAAUUAAUUGAACUCGGACAAAAAUAUAAUAAAACACCUGCACAAAUACUUAUUCGUUAUCAGUUGGAUCGUGGCCAUAUAGUUAUUCCCAAGUCAGUUACUAAAUCACGAAUUGCUCAAAACGGUGAGGUAUUUGAUUUUAACCUUUCACCCGAAGAUAUCGCAUAUAUCGACAGCUUCGAUUGCAAUGGAAGAAUCUGUCCAUUAAUUGGCGCGAAUGACAGUCCCUAUUACCCAUUCAGCAUUCCGUUCUGAAGGAAUAAGCAAGU